This is a messenger RNA of Vigna unguiculata (cowpea), 4809 nucleotides long. RefSeq lists its product as uncharacterized. Lineage: Eukaryota; Viridiplantae; Streptophyta; Magnoliopsida; Fabales; Fabaceae. The record is from RefSeq and is a predicted model, not a curated record. Gene Ontology annotation, molecular function: RNA binding.
GUCUCUAAAGAAGAUUUGGUGGUGGGAAGUUGAGAUGAAAUAAGAGCAUUCUCUAGAUUGUGAUUAAACUUAAUAUUAGUUCUUAAACAAAUCUCAUACUCUCUCUCUCUCUCUUCUUUGCUACGCUGCGUUUUCAUUUCCGCAUGCUUGUACUCCAAUUUUUGUCUCACUCUUCACUGCAAACCCUAAUUUGAAGAAGGAAAGAGACCCAAGAAUGGACGAAGGCGAGGGAGGGUACGGUGAGAGCGGCGGCGAUCCCAUGGAUCAGUUCCACCGUAACGAAGCUAUUUCUGCUGUCGCUGACGAUGGGUUUUUGGCCGAGGAAGACGACGAUUAUGAGGAUCUAUACAACGAUGUCAACGUCGGCGAAGGGUUCCUUCAAUCUUUGCGCAAAAAUGAUGAUUCCGGGUUCCGAAACGAGGAUGUCGAGGACAAGAAGCCACUGCCGCCUCCGCCUGUUCUUGAUGCCGCUGGGAUUUCGAUUCCGGGUGUCGGUGGCGGUGGAGAGGGGGUUAGCGCUGGUGGAAGCGGGGUUGUGGAAUCUAGGACUUCUGGGAGAGUUGAUGGUUUUCAGAAUCAAGGGUUUAGAUCAAACGAUGUUGGUGCCAAAGGUGGAAUUAGGGUUGAAUUAGGGCAUCAAUCUGAUAAAUUGAGUGAAAUUGAAGACCAGGGUGGUAAUGAUGGUGCUGCAGUGCAGGGGAUUGGACAACAACCGCAUGCUGGAGUUGUUGGGAGUGUGGGAAAUGAGGGUAUAGUGAGACAAGGUCAAGGUGGUGGUAGUGUUGGUGGUGGUGGAGGAGGAGGAGGAGGAAAUGCUAAUAGGGUUGGUGGGAAUGGUGUUGGAAACAGUGUGGGUGCUGUUAAUAGUGUUAGUACUGGAGGAGUUGGAGGGGGAGGUGGGGGUGCUGCUGGUUCUGGUGGUACUAUAUUGUUUGUUGGUGAUUUGCAUUGGUGGACCACUGAUGCCGAACUGGAAACUGAGCUUAGUAAGUAUGGACCUGUUAAGGAGGUGAAGUUUUUCGAUGAGAAGGCUAGCGGGAAGUCAAAGGGGUAUUGUCAAGUUGAGUUUUUUGACCCUUCUGCUGCAACAAAUUGCAAGGAGGGAAUGAAUGGUCAUGUUUUUAACGGGAGACCUUGUGUUGUUGCGUUUGCAUCACCUUUUACAGUUAAGAAAAUGGGGGAGGCUCAGAUAAACAGGAAUCAGCAGAUGAACCCAUCUGCUGUUACACAACAGGGAAGGAGGGGGCCUUCUGAUUCGGGGGCUAAGCCUGGUGGGGGUAAUAUUUCUACAGGUGGUAAUUACCAAGGAGGAGAUGGGAAUAGAGGUUAUGGGAGAGGAGGUAAUUGGGGAAGAGGGAACAAUCCUGGUAUGGGGAAUAGGGGGCCUGUGAAUCCAAUGAGGAAUAGGGGUGGUGGGAUGGGUGGUAGAGGUAUAAUGGGUCACGGUGGAAAUGGUUUUGGACAGGGUAUUGGUGGUACCCCUCCACUGUUGCAUCCUCAGUCAAUGAUGAGUCAGGGUUUUGAUCCUGCUUUUGGUGGUCCAAUGGGUAGAAUGGGUAGCUAUGGAGGCUUUCCUGGUGCUCCGACCCCUCCAUUUUCUGGGAUUUUACCAUCAUUCCCUGGUGUUGGAGGUGUUGGUUUGCCUGGAGUGGCACCUCAUGUUAAUCCUGCAUUCUUUGGAAGAGGGAUGCCAGUUAAUGGUAUGGGGAUGAUGCCUACAUCAGGCAUGGAUGGUCCUAACAUGGGGAUGUGGUCAGAUCCAAAUAUGGGUGGAUGGGGUGGGGAAGAGCCUGGUGGUGGGAAGGCUGGAGAGUCAAGUUAUGGGGAGGAAGCUGCAUCUGACCAUCAGUAUGGUGAAGUGAGUCAUGAUAGAGCUGGGUGGCCUAUGAGGGAGAAAGAUAGAGGUUCAGAAAGGGACUGGUCUGGUUCUUCUGAGAGAAGGUACAGGGAUGAUAGAGAUCAAGGAUAUGAGAGAGAUGCCCCUAGGGAGAAAGAUAUGGGCCAUGAUCCUGAGUGGUCUGAAAGAAGACAUCGCGAUGAUAGAGAAACUGUGCGAGAACGGUCCCGUGAUCGUGACAGGGAAAGAUCUCGUGACCGUGAUCGUGAACGUUCUCGAGAUCGUGACCGCGACCGCGAAAGGGAUCACCGUGAGCGUGACAGACACAGAGAAGAUAGGGACAGAUAUGCAGAUCAUCAUAGGUAUAGAGAUGGGGAAGCAGAGCAUGAUGAUGAGUGGGAGAGGGGACGGUCAUCAAGGACACACAGCAAAUCACGGUUAUCACAGGAGGAGGAACACCAUUCUAGGCCGAGAGAUGCUGAUUAUGGGAAGAGGAGACGGCUUACUUCUGAAUAACUUUCAUGCUGCUCGUGAUUUCUACGAAUGGUUUCCGUUGAGUGAGGGGAAAAAAGUAUCUCAAAUUAAGGAUUUGCCAUUUGCUUGAAUUCUCUUUGGUCCAGAAGUUGUUGAGCAGCUGUUUUAUUUCAAUCACUUGUUCUGAUCGCUUCUUGUUAGGAGCAUGGUUUCUUUCUUUGUUGAGAAAGAUGAAUGAAACCAAUCUAGAGAAGAAUACUGAACACAGAAGUAAGAGUUUAUGAAAUAGGAUAACUAAACUAUAUCCAACAAGCCUAUGAAUAUGUAACUUGAGGUUUUGUUAGAAAUUCAUAAUUUUAAAUAUCAUUUUAUUUAUUUUGUUUUUGUAUCAUGCUUGUGUUGUGAUGUUUUUCCUCACUUCUGACAUUUAUUUUGGGGUUUACUAUGUGAUUUCCUUUUUUUUUUCAUUCUGCAUUGUGGUUUCUUCUAGAGAACUCGUUGUCCCUUCUUAUCUAGUAAUAACGUCUCUAUGUAUCUUGAUUAAAAAUAUUUUUUGAACUUAAAAUUUCCUUUCUUGUGUUGUGAAGUGUGCAUUUCUUUAUUCUAGUGAGCAUCCUUGCCUUAAGUUCUGCCUGAGUUCCACCAAAUGAAUUUGGGUAUUUUUCCCUUCUGUGAUCCCUCGUAUGAGGUUCUAUUGCUCUCAUAACUCUUUCGUUUGGACCAGAUGGUUGUUUACUACGGAUUCUGGAUGGAAUGGAAAUCAACAUGUUGUCUUCUACUCGCCCUACAUUUGUUGAUUAUUCAUUUUGUAUUUUUUUAUCUUGUUGAGCUAAUUACGCAAACUAAAGGAGUGUCUAAUCAGGGUUUUGCUAUGUUUAUAGUCCAAUCUGGUUGUCUAUCUUCUACAUGUGCAUACUAGUUACUAGUUUCCCUGGCUGUACCAUCCAGUCCAAUUAUUAUCUCCUCUCCUCCCUACGUUUUUUACUGGUAACAUAACCUUAUGAAGAUUUUGUUCUAAUAGGUAGGGUAUCUACACUUGAAUAAGCAGUUGUAUUAUAUCAAAGUUCUAUAUUCAGAAUGGAAUGUCUUUAUAUGGUUCCAUGUAUUGUGGCUACUUGGCUGCAUAGCUUUGGUUGAAGAAAUUAUGAUUUUGGGACAAACAUAAAAUUUAUAAACAAGCUUCAAAUGGUCUAUAAUUACGUCACUUUCUGUGUUCACUUAAAUUACCGAGAUUAACUUCCUAAAUGGAAUGGACUAUAUUUUUGAACACUUUUGCUAAGGUAUUUAGAUAUAGUUUUCUUAAAUAUUUGUUUAAGAUGUAGUUUUCAUUAGUUCUUGCCUUACUGAAUACCUAUCCUCAGCUGAAGUAUAGGACCUUUGAUACGGGUCUGAAAAGGUUGAGAAAUUAUGUCCACUCUUGAAUGGUUUGGAUGGUUGAAACUUGAAUCAGGAUCUUUUACAUGGGUAUGAAAAGGUUCAGAAAUUAGGGCUGCUCUUGAAUGAUUUGUAUUGUUGAAACUUGAAUUAUGGUUUUAAGAAGGGAAGGACAAAAAGAUAAUUUCAGUUAUAUCUUAAAAUGAUUAAUAAUAGGAAGUAGUCUUUAACUACGUUAUCAAUAGCGAUUGCUAUUGCAGUGGAAUGUUGGUUGGAGUGGCAGCAAUCGCGCUAAUUUAGGAGACGGUUUAUUUCUGAAAUUUUAGCUAUGGUUUUAACUGAUUGAACAGAUCACCCAAUCACCCCACGGAUGACUUCUUAAUAUACAAGCUGGUUCAAAUCAAUAUUCCAGUUAUGAAUUGAAGCCCCUAGUAGGACAUAUGUUUAGGACCGAUAAUUAAACAUCCUACUUUAUAGCCAGUUAGUCGAGGCAUGCAUUUUAGAACACUAAAGAAGAAAGUAAUGUAAAUGUAAAAUGAGUUCUGCGAAAUUGGAUAAAGGUAGAGAGAUGGAUGCCUUUACGACCAGUCAUGUGGACAGAAGCAUACAAUGAUAGAACUUUGUUGGGGAUUGUAGUACUUGUAGCUUGGGCAAUAGUUGACCUUCCAGGAAUGUAAUGAGUUGGGAUUGGCAUGGAUGAUGGUUAGGACAGUUGGAGCUGAAACCCACUCUUUAUGGGUGAAAAUCAUAGGGUCGGCUGUGGUAGGAGAGAGAAAGUAGCAUGGAUGGAAGAAAAACGAGGGGUUCAUUGCCUGGAAUUUUUGAUUGGCCAAUGGAAAAUGAAACUCAAUUAGAUGUAGAUUGCAUAUCUAAAGAACUGGUUAUUGAAAGAAUACUAUGACAUUUCUUAAUUUGUGUGGCUGACUCCAAUUCCGAGAGUUCAGAAUUUUUAUUGUUUCGGAACAUGAGUGAAAAAAUAAUGGCUUUUGGCUAUGGUUGUAUUUGUUCUGAUAUCAAGUUGAAAGUAUAUGUAGUUUAGGCAGAGAAUGAAGAAAAGAAAGUAAGGUGAUUUUCAAUUGUAUUUUCUUGGAUUGAUAUGGUGUACAUAAUGGUUUGAUGCAAAA